UUUCUUGCAGUUUUCCAAUUUUUCUUGUUAAUGUAUUUUUGGGUUCCCUUUCUCUCUACACAAUUGAAGAAGAAAAAGAGUGGGAGCCUCCAAGGAAAGGAUUAGCGAGGGUUUAUCGAUGGAGCCGGAGAAAAGUAGAGAGAGACUCAAUCCCACAACACAGAAACAGCCUAAUGUCUUCGCGACGCCUUCUAGCCUUGUCGGGAGCAUCGUCGAGAAAGCAUUGGUCUCCUGUCCAAUCUAAUGUCGAGGAGGAUGAUGGCAAUGAGGAAGAAGAACGUUUCAUGAAUGCACACUCCAUUGCUGCUUUUGCUAAACCGCUUCAUAGAAAGGAGAAAAAAGAUAUGGAGCUCAGGAGGUGGAAAGAUAUGCUCUCUGGGGAUGAUCCCACAUCCACAUAUAAUAACUCCCACGAAUCACGGAAAGCUCACAAGUUUGAAGCCAGGUCGAUGUCUGAUGCGACCACUUCUCCCAUGGACGUGGAUCACCGCAACACUCUACUCGCUACAAUAAGCCAAGACUUUUCUACAACACGGUUUGGUUUUGCAUCAGGCCAGGGAGAAAUUGUUUCUGAGAAAGCAACGCCUAUUAAAAAUCUCGGGAGCCAGGAAAGGACUUCUUUUGACGGAUCGAAUGGACUUGGAACUAGACAGGCAUCUUCAUCUCUUGAUAGUGAUAUUGAUGCAGAGAACCAUGCACGGUUGCAGACGAUGUCACAUGAAGAGAUUGCAGAGGCACAGGCUGAGUUAUUGGAGAAGAUGGAUCCUGCAUUACUAAGCAUUUUGAAGAAACGAGGCCUGGACAAACUGAAGAAACGAAAGCAUUCAUUGCCGGGUUUGUCCAAUGCCACCGAGGAAACUAAGAAUUUAAGAACAGAGGGUCACUUCGUCAGGCCUGAUAUUCAUCCACCACAGGGCCUGGCUGUUACUCCAUCUGCCUCUCAAGUGAUAGCAGUGCCAAAAGAAAGACGUGUGGUGCAAAAUCCAGUGUUAGCCCAAGGCUUCUUGUGGGAUACAUGGACUGAGAGGGUUGAGGCAGCCAGGGAUUUGAGGUUUUCUUUUGACGGGAAUGUCGUUGAAAAUGUUGUCGUCCCAGCAGCUAAAACUGGUGAAACCUGGUCUAGCGUUGGAUCUGCUGUUGAACGUGACUACUUGAGAACUGAGGGGGACCCUGGGGCAGCAGGGUACACCAUCAAAGAAGCUAUUGCACUCGCACGAAGUGUGAUUCCGGGGCAAAGAUGCCUUGCUUUGCAUCUGCUUGCAUCUGUACUCGACAAAUCUCUAUACAAACUUUGUCAGAGCAGAAUCGGCUCCAUAAGGGAUGAAAAAGAUAAAUCCACUGAUUGGGAAGCGAUCUGGGCUUAUGCCCUCGGACCGGAACCUGAGCUUGUCUUAGCAUUGAGGAUGGCUCUUGAUGACAACCAUACCUCUGUUGUUCUAGCAUGUAUGAAAGUGAUUCAGUGUCUACUGAGCUGUUCUCAUAAUGAGAACUUCUUUGAUAUUUUGGAGAACAUGGGACCUCACGUAAAGGACAUCUCCACGGCCUCUGUGUUCAGGAGUAAGCCAGAGAUUGAUCUCGGCUUCCUCCGUGGUUGCUACUGGAAGUAUAGCGCCAAACCUUCCAACAUUGUUCCUUUCCGUGAAGAAAUCGUGGAGGACGGGGCAGAAGAUACGGAAACUAUCCAGAAAGACGUUUUUGUAGCCGGACAAGAUGUUGCUGCCGGUCUUGUCAGAAUGGAUAUUCUUGCAAGAAUUUAUCACCUUCUCGAGACAGAAGCAACAGCAGCAACAGCAGCGCUCGAGGAGAGCAUCAUUUCUGUUACUAUUGCGAUAGCAAGACAUUCUCCAAAAUGCACUACUGCAAUUUUGAAGUAUCCGAAAUUUGUGCAAACAAUUGUGAAAAGAUUCAAGUUGAACAAAAGAAUGGACGUUCUUCCUUCUCAGAUCCAUUCGGUUCGCCUCUUAAAGGUAUUGGCCCGGAGUGACAAAAGUACUUGCAUGGAGUUUGUGAAGAAUGGGACAUUCAAUGCGGUCACUUGGCAUUUGUUUCAGUUCACCUCCUCUCUUGACUCAUGGGUUAAGUUAGGGAAGCAGAACUGCAAACUUUCAUCUGAUUUGAUGGUCGAACAACUCCGGUUUUGGAAGGUCUGUAUCCAAAAUGGCUGUUGCAUAUCUCGAUUCCCAGAGCUAUUCCCAGCUCUGUGUCUGUGGUUGAGUUGCCCAUCAUUUGAAAAGCUCAAGGAGAAAAAUCUCGUCUGCGAGUUUACUUCUGUGUCAAAGGAAGCUUACCUGGUCCUUGAGGCUUUUGCCGGAACACUUCCUAGUAUGUACUCACAAAACAUUCCACAGAAUGAAACUGGGGCUUGGGACUGGAGAUAUGUUAGCCCUUUGAUUGAUACAGCACUGAGCUGGAUAGCAGUGGCCCCCAAAUUACUCGAGUGGGAGAGAGGAAUCGAAAGUGUCUCUGCGUCCACUACUUCUCUGUUGUGGUUGUAUUCGGGUGUCAUGCGUAAUUCCAACGUUCUUGAGAAAAUCUCUGCCCAUGGAGAGGAAGAACCUCUGCCAUGGCUGCCGGAGUUUGUUCCAAAGAUUGGCCUCACCAUCAUCAAGCACAAGCUUCUUAGUUUUUCCGUUGCAGCCGUAAGUAGGUGUGGGAAAGACCCGUCCAGGUGUUCCUCUUUUAUGGAAUUUUUGUGUAUUCUAAGAGAACAGUCUCAAGAUGAAGAACUAGCGUUAGCUUCUGUGAGUUGCCUUCAUGGAUUAACACGAACUAUCGUGUCCAUCCAAACUCUGAUAGAAUCUGCUAGAUCUAAGAUGAAAGCUUCUCCUCAGGGAAGCGUUUCUGUUAGAGAUGAGUCUGUGCUUGCAAAAGGAAUACUGACAGAGUCUCUUGGUGACCUAACAUCUGUGUGGAGCUCUUUUAGAGAUUCCGUUGCAUCAGAAUGGUCCAUCAUACAAUCCAUUGAGCUACAUAAACGAGGUGGACUAGCUCCUGGGGUGGGACUUGGUUGGGGAGCUAGGGGUGGUGGGUUUUGGUCAACUAGAGUUCUGUUGGCACAAGCUGAUGCCGGCCUUCUGAGUCUCUUUCUUAAUAUCUCUCAAAUAAACUCGCAGAAUGAGGAGGGAUCGGUUUUCUUGAUGGACAAAAUAAACUCCGCUUUAGCUAUAUGCUUGAUUGCAGGUCCAAGGGAUCAUUUACUUGUGGAAAAAGCCUUCGGCUAUGUCCUUGGACCGCAUGCUUUAGAACACCUGGCCUGCUGCAUCAAGUCAAACAAAAGAACCAUAACGUUUGACUGGAAAUGUAGUGAAUGGGAUUAUGAUCGUAUGAGCAAUGUGCUCGUUUCUCACUUCAAACUUAGAUGGUUGCACCCAAAGAAGAAAUCUAAAUCCGAGAAGGGAGUCAGUGGGACAAGGAAAGGCGCAGUUGGUCUGGAGACUAUUCAGGAGGACGGUGAAAUGCCAAAUUGUUCAACGCAGGACCAAAAAUCAGACUCACUAAUCACAGAGUGGGCUCACCAGAGAAUGCCCCUGCCUCCACACUGGUUUCUGAGCUCCAUCUCAGCAGUCCACGGUGGUAAAACCUCAGAAGGGGCACCAGAAUCCGCAGAGUUGAUUGAAGUCGCAAAAGCCGGAGUUUUCUGUCUUGCAGGACUUGAGUCAUCGUCUGGGUUGGGAUCGCUUCCAUCUCCUGUUUUGAGUGUGCCGUUGGUUUGGAAGUUUCACGCUUUGUCCAACGUGUUGCUUGUUGGAAUGGAGAUCAUCGAGGACAAGAACACUAGGAACCUGUACAAUUUUCUCCAGGAGCUCUAUGGGCAGGUUCUUGAUGAAAGGAGACAAAAUCAUCGUGAAAGUGAGCUCCUGGGGUUCAAGUCUGACAUUUCCGAGAAUUACUCAACUUUUGUGGAGAUGCUAGUGGAGCAAUAUGCUGCAGUGUCGUAUGGGGACCUACUGUAUGGCCGGCAGAUGUCGAUGUACUUGCAUCAAUGUGUGGAACCCUCAAUUCGGCUUUCGGCAUGGACUGUGCUCUCCAAUACCCAUGUUCUUGAGCUGCUGCCGAGUCUAGACAAAUGCUUGGGAGAUGCAGAAGGUUACCUCGAACCGGCUGAGGAAAACGAGGGCGUCCUUGAGGCGUACCUGAAGUCAUGGACAGGUGGAGCUCUGGACAGAGCAGCGACGCGAGGAUCAUUAGCCUUCACACUGGUUGUGCAUCACUUUUCACAUUUAGUGUUCUGCAAUGGAGCCAAGGAUAAAGGAGGAGUGUCGAUGAGGAAUAAGAUUGUAAAGUCUCUUGUGAGAGAUUUAUCCAGAAAGCGGCAUCGGGAGGGGAUGAUGGUGGAUCUCCUGAGGUAUAGUAAAUGGGGUGCAAAUGCGAUGGAAGAAGAAUCAGCAGCGCAGACGAGUGAGAGAGAGAGAAGAAUGGAGGUGUUGAAGGAGGCUUGCGAAGGCAACUCCUCGUUCCUCUCGGAGCUGGAGAAGCUCAAAUCCGCCGCCUUGUGUGGAAGAAGGUGAAACAAAGUGUCAUUGGGGAGGAAACAAAGUGUAAUUUUUUUUGGUUACAAGUAGUCUUUGGACAAGAGAGGUGUGUAAGUUAGAUCCGAAUUGGCUAUAAUAUCGAACAAACAGUAAUUAGAUGAUCAUAUCUGUAGGAGGAGGAAUGUCCAAAACAUGAACUUGACGGAAACCCAUUAUUGGGGCACAGAAAAGUUUUAAAACUUA
Messenger RNA from Eutrema salsugineum, 4715 nucleotides. Its product is annotated as transcriptional elongation regulator MINIYO. The record is from RefSeq and is a predicted model, not a curated record. NCBI's taxonomy places the organism in Eukaryota, Viridiplantae, Streptophyta, Magnoliopsida, Brassicales, Brassicaceae.